AGAAAAAGCAGAUAUUCCAAAACCAAAACCGCCGUCACCCCGAUUGAGAAAACCAGCUUUCCACAAAUCAGACACCACACACUUUCUCUCUCGCGAUUGAGAUUAAAGAUUGAAUCUUUCAUCUUCAAUUGAGGAGAGGGAGUGAAGUCCCACCGCAAAAAUGAGCGAAGACACCAAGAGGAACGCCACUGGAGCCGCGGCGGCGCCCUCCGUCGACGAUCGGAAGUCCUCAAUCGGAUCGAAUCCCACCAAGAAAGUCAUCAUCAAGAGCGCAGACAUGAAGGAUGACAUCCAGAAAGAAGCUAUUGACAUCGCAAUCGGCGCGUUUGAGAAGUUUAGUGUAGAGAAGGAUGUGGCAGAGCACAUAAAGAAGAUGUUCGACAAAAAAUACGGCCCAACUUGGCAUUGCAUCGUUGGCAAGAAUUUCGGUUCUUAUGUAACUCAUGAGACGCAUCACUUUGUCUACUUCUAUUUGGACACCAAAGCUGUACUCCUCUUCAAAUCUGGCUGAUCCGUGCAAUGACUUGAAUGGAGAGACGAAAAGUGACGAAUUGAAGAAGAUAAGAUGAUUAUGUCACAGCCGCCUCCUUGUUUUUUGUACGUAAUAUGAUUCAAUAUCUCUAUCUGUGGAGACUCCCUUGUUCUUGUAUAUUUCGUGUGCUGUGUUGACACUAAGGAGUAAGGUGUCGUUAGUUCCCACUGUUUGAUGUCCAUUUUUUCUGUUUGCUCGUUGUUCUUGAAGAUAAGAAUGGUAAAACAAAUUUAUAAGAAAUCUUUGCUUCUGUAUAGUA
Salvia hispanica is the source of this 791-nucleotide messenger RNA. RefSeq lists its product as uncharacterized. Gene Ontology annotation, molecular function: dynein intermediate chain binding. The record is from RefSeq and is a predicted model, not a curated record. Gene Ontology annotation, biological process: microtubule-based process. Gene Ontology annotation, cellular component: cytoplasmic dynein complex. Lineage: Eukaryota; Viridiplantae; Streptophyta; Magnoliopsida; Lamiales; Lamiaceae.